AUGGACAUGGACCCUAAUCAUUGUUUGGUGGGGCAAGGUUCUAGUGAGAAUGUUGUUCGUGCAAAUAUUCUCAAGGGAGAAUGUCUACUUGAAGAUCCUUCGUCUCUAGAAUUUCCUUCUCUCUCUUCCUCGAUUCAUGUGAAAAAGACCGGAGUAAAUAGACCACACCCAGGAGGUGUUGGCCAAAGACCCUUCGAUGCCUAA
Messenger RNA from Prunus armeniaca (apricot), 204 nucleotides. The record is from the annotation of a GenBank genome assembly. Lineage: Eukaryota; Viridiplantae; Streptophyta; Magnoliopsida; Rosales; Rosaceae.